Molecule: messenger RNA, 1069 nt
Organism: Macrobrachium nipponense
Lineage: Eukaryota; Metazoa; Arthropoda; Malacostraca; Decapoda; Palaemonidae
Product: G-protein coupled receptor Mth2-like
Exons: 1
Coding region: 104-1069 (321 amino acids)
Biological process (GO): cell surface receptor signaling pathway; G protein-coupled receptor signaling pathway
Cellular component (GO): membrane
Molecular function (GO): G protein-coupled receptor activity
Source: RefSeq, a predicted model, not a curated record
AACUCGUAUCAAUGAGUGUCUGACAAAGUCACGUUAUAUUACGAUAUUGGUCAUUUCUCUUGUGUGUCUCACCCUUUCCAUCAUAAGUAUAUCACUUCAUCUAAUGGCGUUCGCGUUCGUGAAAAGUCUGAGAAACCUUCCUGGGAUGAACUUAGCCACUCUUUGCUGUUUUCUGCUGAUGGGAUAUAUUGCGUUCAUCAGCUCAGACAGGGAACCCAAAACGACCCCGUGCUACUUGGUAGCAUCCGCUAUUUACUUUUGUUUUAUUGGGUCCUUUUGCUGGAUGAAUGUGAUAGCUUUUGAUACUUGGCUGACUUUCAGAACAGGCACUACAGUUGUCAGGUCGCUGGAGACCUGGAGACUUUACAGAAGAUAUUCUCUCGUCAGUUGGUCAUUGUCGGUCUUUGCUGUGGCUUCGCUGAUCGCUGUCGACAACCUUAAGCUACCAGGAAUACCCAAGUCUUUGCUACCCAAACUAGGAGAAAAUUGGUGUUGGUUUGGAGAAAGGUUAUCAUUACUACUAUUCUUCGUCGCGCCUAUGAUGGCAUCUAGCAUUUUCACAUUAGUCUUUUUCAUCAAGACGUCACGUCUCAUAUCUAGAGAUCAUCAAGAACUAAGCAGGAUUCCGGGAAUCCAAAGAAACAGGAACUUAUUUAAAACUUACAGAAGGCUCGCAGUUUCAAUGGGGCUUACUUGGGUGACUGCUGUGGUGGCUAGUUUUGUGGAAAUCCCAUUUGUGUGGUAUAUUUUUACAUUUUUGAAUGGUUUGCAAGGAGUUUUCAUUUUCGCCACAUUCACCUGCCAAAAAAGAGUGUGGGAGAAUAUCGUGAAGGUUUGGAAACGAAAGAAUACUGACGUAGAUCACGGAGGAACCUGGCCUAGAAGAAAUACUUCCUUAAGCAGGCAUCAACAAAGGCGCUUGGAACUACUGCACGUUUCUACAUCCUAUGAUCUGGCACACCCUCCAGCUCCAGUGACUGGAGUCCAUCCACAGCAGCAGUUGACACCAAGCAAGAAACUUCAUGCAAAUACAAUAUAUUAUUUUCAUGGUACGUGGAAAAAAUGUUGA